This is a messenger RNA of Amblyraja radiata (thorny skate), 4203 nucleotides long. RefSeq names its product solute carrier organic anion transporter family member 3A1-like. Gene Ontology annotation, biological process: prostaglandin transport; transmembrane transport; sodium-independent organic anion transport. Gene Ontology annotation, cellular component: basolateral plasma membrane. The transcript has 10 exons. NCBI's taxonomy places the organism in Eukaryota, Metazoa, Chordata, Chondrichthyes, Rajiformes, Rajidae. Bases 536 to 2632 code for a protein of 698 amino acids. Gene Ontology annotation, molecular function: protein binding. The record is from RefSeq and is a predicted model, not a curated record.
CGUGUAACUUCGGUUUAAACCAGCAUCUGCUGUUCCUUCCAACACACUUUUACAAAGUACUCUCUCUUCCUCUUGCACACACAAUCUCUCUCUCACACACAUACAAGCCACUCAACAGUGUCCCUCUCAUUAUUCCCCUCAGUCACACACUGUCUGAUUCCCAUUCUCUCUCGCAGUCUCUCUCUCUCUCUCUCUCUCUCUCUCUCUCUCUCUCUCGAAGUGACUUCUUCAUUUUGCCUCCCAGUCUCACUCACUCGGUAUCUCAGACCACACCUCCCCCUCUCUUUUUUUUCCACACACACACACACACACCUUUUCCUCCUCUCUCUCAGACUCUGAAGCAGACUCCCUCCAGCCUGCCAACUUCUCCUUCUGUCUGACACGGUGCUACAUUCUCGGAGCCGGCCACUGAUCCGCAGCCAGCGAGGUUUGCUGGUGGGUGUGGCUCGCCAGUGGUGGAGACACACAGACUUCUCCACACUCUCCACUCGGGGCCUUUCUGGUCAAUUGACAACUUUCCCAACUCGCCACCGGGAUGAGCAACGAGAGGGUCGCCAAGCGCUCGGCAGCGGGGAGCCCCCGGGAAUCCUACUUCUCGGAUAUACGAACAUUUCUGACGGCUGAGUGCCUGUUGAUGCUGACCCAGGGCAUCAGCGGCGCGUACUUAGUCAGCAUUCUAACGACACUGGAGAGACGGUUCGACCUGCAUAGCACUGAACUGGGAGUGAUUGCAAGCAGCUUUGAGAUAGGAAACCUCAUGAUAAUUUUGUUGGUGAGCUAUUUCGGUGGCAAGGGGCAUAGGCCGCGACUGAUAGGCUGCGGUGGAAUCAUAAUGGCCAUUGGGUCCUUGUUUUGUGCUCUGCCUGAGUUUUUAAGCCAUCAGUAUAAAUACAAGCAGGUGGAUACAUCAGCAUUAAAGGACACCUGUAUCACAAACCUUUCCUUGGAGGAAACACAAAUUGAGAUGGAGAAGAAUCUAAAGACUUGUGCAGAAACGGAAACAACAAACAUGAUGUAUGUCCUGGUUAUUGUAGCCCAAGUUAUCAUUGGGGCUGGAGCAACUCCUAUUCAACCACUGGGGGUCUCCUACAUUGAUGAUCAUGUACGCAAGAGGGAUUCUUCGCUUUAUAUCGGAGUCUUAUUUACCACCAUGCUGUUUGGACCUGCAUUUGGCUUUAUGCUCGGUUCCUUGUUUACAACAAUCUAUGUGGAUGCGAUCUUCAUUGACACAGAAAAAUUGGACAUCACCCCCGAUGAUCCCCGAUGGAUUGGUGCUUGGUGGGCUGGCUUCCUGCUUUGUGCUGGGCUCCUGUUCUUCUCGUCUCUGUUUAUGUUUGGGUUUCCUCAGGCCAUGCCUAAAAAACAUGACUCAUUGAGCAAGAGCUCCCAGCAGCCAAUGCUCCCACGCAAAGGCCACAAAGACCAGCAGAAGCUUGCGGCUGACGCCAAUAAAAAUACAGACGAUAAAAAAAAGAGUGAAGCCACAUGUGGAGAAUACCUGAAAGCAAUUCCGCAAGUAACUAAGCAGCUGUUGAUGAACCCGGUCUUCACCUGCGUUGUGCUGUCUGCCUGCAUGGAGGUUGCAGCCAUCAGUGGCUUUGCUGCUUUCUUGGGCAAAUAUCUGGAAAGGCAGUUUGGUCUGAGUGCAUCGUACGCCAACCAAUUCAUAGGAGUCACUGCUGUUCCUUGCGUGUGUCUUGGAAUUUUCCUGGGUGGCUUUGUGUUGAAGAAAAUGAGCCUAACUCCACUGGGAGCCAUCAAAAUGACGAUGACUGUCAACAUGCUGUCAACAAUUACGUAUACCAUGCUGCUGUUUCUGGGCUGUGAAACAGGGCCAUUUGCUGGCGCAACAGUUGCCUAUAAAAACAGCACUUUCGAUGAACUCAGAAGGGAUCUAACCGUAUCAUGUAACGAACAUUGCAGAUGUUCAAAAGAGACUUUAAACCCAGUCUGUGGGGCUGAUGGCAUCACUUACCUAUCCCCAUGCUUUGCCGGAUGUACCAACAAGAACCUUACCAACUGUGCCUGCGUCAACACUGGGUUUAUCCAGAAUGCCACAGCUGUGCCAGGACAAUGUCCCAGGACAAAUUGUGAAUUCGCUUUCCCUGCAUUUUUUGCAGUUGUUUGUGUGGGCAGUUUGCUGGGUGCAAUGGCUCAGACACCAUCCGUCAUGAUUCUUAUCAGAUCUGUAAACCCCGAAUACAAAUCCUAUGCCCUUGGUGUCCAAUUUCUAAUGCUCAGAUUACUUGGUUUCAUCCCACCGCCACUUAUUUUUGGAGCUGCAAUUGACUCCACCUGUCUGGUCUGGUCAGAAACCUGCAAUAAAAGUGGAGCAUGUGCUUUAUAUGACAACACCUCAUACAGAUAUCUCUACGUCAGCAUUGCCAUUGGUCUAAAGGCUAUCGCCUUUAUAUUGUACACAACUACUUGGCAUUACAUAAAGAGGCAUUCCAAGAAGUACGUUCAAGGAGAUGAAGAUUCAGUCGGCAGAAUGACCACUUCAGAUCUCUUUACAUCAACAUUGACAUUAGAUGCAGCGACAGGCGAUUCUAACAAAUCAUCUGGAAGGACAACAUUAAUCUACCAUUUGGGAGACAAUGAGCUGUGCGAAAACAUAGAGUCUGUCCUUUAACAUUUGUAUGGAAUGACUGCAGCAUUGUGAAGAUAUAUAGUUUUGUAGGAGAAAAAACCCAUUUCUAAACAUCUAUUUUAAUGUUUUUAUGCAUCACAAGGAUACAACAGAAGGCACUGGCCUUAUAAAAGAUUUAUAUUAAUCUCCCUAUAGUUUAAAUGACGGCAAUAAUAUUUUGUGAUUCUGAAUAGCUCACAACAGAAGUGAACAAAUGGGGUGAGCUAGUACCAAGAACUAGCAGAUCCAAACCAGGAAAAGCAGUCGGCCCCAGUGGUCAGUUAUUUUUAAAGAAGUUCUAUUUAAAUGGCUUUUAUGCUUAUUUUGCAUUUUCUGAAGAGAUACAACAUAUUACAGCAUAUAAUGCUAUCUAUAUCACGCAAAGUAUAUGAAAGUGAAAUGUUUAAAGCACAAGUGUAUGAUCUGAUUCUGGCCUUGAGUUUAUCCCAAGUAUCCAACGCUUCAAAGCCUGAACUUUGACCAAAGAAUCCACAUUAACAAACAAUAUAAGCUUCUGAUUAUGUAUUUCCCUCUGCAACGUUUAACAAGUAUCUUUACUGAUUUAAUAUUACAGCCAUCAUGUAUAUUGCAAUAAUUGCUUAUAAUGCAACCUGAAAUGGAUCAAUUUAUUCUUUAUUUUAAAGCAGUUACUUUCAAUUAUUCAAGCCAUUUGAGGUCAUUCAAAACCUGCCUAUUGUUUUUAAAACGUUCUGCAAUAUCCAGUACUGUUACAAGUUGGUGCUGCUAAAUAGCUAGAAUGAUAAUACCAAAAGGUGCCUCAGGUCAUUUAUGAAGUACAUGAAAGAAAUCCUGAUACCCCAUGACACAUCAAUUAUUUAUUCUUAAUACAAAUUAUUUUUUAUUUUCAUACUGGAAAUAUAGGAGCCUACACAACUGUUUAAAGAUUAUGCCAACUGCAUGAGUGCAUUCGUUUUGAUUUACUUUAAAUACGGUGGCAGGUUUGAGGUGCGAGUAGUAACAUUGGCAAGGAAAGGAAUGGUGUUUUAUUUUAGGCACUCACAUUCAUCACCAAACUCUGAGCAGAGUAGCAUUAUGAUUUAAAAGCUCAAGAAAUUUUUUUUGAACAACCACCUAGGGUUGUUAACUCCUAUCAUAUUUACAGCAAGUGAUGUUAUUUUAUCAGUUGUGUGGCAUAAUAAAAUAACAAAAGGCACAGCAGUUAGAGAUGCUUCAAUUAUUAUGCUUGCACAGGUACACAAAAUUUGGCAAUGUUGCCCCGCUCCUGUUAAAAUUCACAUUACUUUUUUGAUUUUACCCUCACUGUUUCUGGUGCCAAUUGUAAAUUGAGUUGCAUAGUUUCCACUCACCACAAAACGUUAACAUGGUAGAGACCACAGUUAAUUGAGCAAAGGUGAUGAAAAUGACAAAGCCACAUCUGUAUUGUUCAUGCCUUGUGUAUUUGAGUAAACUUUAAUCUCCCAGUUUUUUUCUACUGCAAAAAUAUUAAGAAUAUUAAUGUAUAUUGUAUUGAAACCAAUGUGUUUGUAUUAUUUAUAUUAUGCUUUAUACGAUAGAAUUUUUAAAAGAAAUGCAUUUGACUUCUGUAAAACUGA